Vidua macroura (Pin-tailed whydah) is the source of this 418-nucleotide messenger RNA. RefSeq names its product feather beta keratin-like. Lineage: Eukaryota; Metazoa; Chordata; Aves; Passeriformes; Viduidae. The transcript has a single exon. Gene Ontology annotation, cellular component: intermediate filament. The record is from RefSeq and is a predicted model, not a curated record. Gene Ontology annotation, molecular function: structural constituent of cytoskeleton. The coding region runs from base 16 to 327 and encodes 103 amino acids.
CUCCACACCACAGCCAUGGCCUGCAACAACCUCUGCCGACCCUGCGGACCCACCCCGCUGGCCAACAGCUGCAACGAGCCCUGUGCCCUGCAAUGUCAGGAUUCCCGCGUCAUCAUCAACCCUUCCCCUGUGCUGGUCACCCUGCCAGGACCCAUCAUGACCUCCUUCCCCCAGAACACCGCCGUCGGAUCCACCUCCUCGGCUGCUCUGGGCACUGAACUCAAUGCCCAGGGACAGCCCAUCUCUGGUGGAUUUGGCUUUGGCCUUGGCUACGGCCUGGGAGGCCUGGGCUGCUAUGGCAGAAGGGGCUAUGGCUACAUCUGCUAAGGGCCCUCAGCACCAGCCCUGACACCAACAGCUCUGGCCUCUGGCAACAGCUCCUGCAAGCAAAGCACCUCGGCUGGUGGUCGUCCUACUC